Electrophorus electricus (electric eel) is the source of this 7181-nucleotide messenger RNA. The record is from RefSeq and is a predicted model, not a curated record. Lineage: Eukaryota; Metazoa; Chordata; Actinopteri; Gymnotiformes; Gymnotidae.
CUCUUAUUGGUCACAUUUUGCAUCCGUCCACCACAACACGAGUCGUAAUUAUUGCGGCUGCGUUAAAGAGCGAUUAAUCUGUCAUUGGUGAAUAUGGGUUUAGGAUGAAAUGGCCUUCUGACGCACAGAUGUGCCCAUUCGGAUCCAUUAAGACACAUAUAAAGCAACAGGCCUUUCCAAGAGACGUGAACCCUAUACUUGUAUGUUAUUCGACCUCAUAUCCAGCCUCAGUAACGGGAUUAGUCCUUGGGAAUUAAAGGUUCGUGAAGACGCGCCGCAGAACUGCUGGAAGAAGGGUUAUCUGGACCGGAAUAGCGCUGAAUAGACGCCUGGCUCGGGGCAGUGUGCAUCUAGAUGUGUAUGCAUCAACCGCCUCUCUAGCCAGGACGAAGACAGCGCCGCAUCCUUCUCUCUCGCUCGCCCCCCUAACGCGCCGGCAGCAUGGGUAACCGGGGUAUGGAGGACCUCAUCCCGCUGGUCAACAGCCUGCAGGAUGCAUUCAGUAGCAUCGGCCAAGCGUGCAACCUCGACCUGCCGCAGAUCGCGGUUGUCGGAGGGCAGAGCGCCGGGAAAAGCUCCGUGUUGGAGAACUUCGUAGGAAAGGAUUUUCUGCCUCGUGGCUCUGGGAUUGUCACUCGCAGGCCUCUAGUGCUGCAACUUAUCAAUGCUAUCACAGAGUGGGGAGAAUUUCUUCACUGCAAAGGAAAGAAAUUCACAGAUUUCGAUGAGGUGCGCCAGGAGAUUGAGGCGGAAACGGACCGUGUUACCGGAGCCAACAAGGGCAUCUCCCCUGUCCCCAUCAACCUGAGGGUGUAUUCUCCACAUGUGUUGAACCUGACCCUGAUUGACCUGCCCGGCAUCACGAAGGUGCCGGUGGGCGACCAGCCUGCAGACAUCGAGCAGCAGAUCCGGGACAUGAUCAUGCAGUUUAUCACCAGGGAGAGCUGCCUCAUCCUGGCCGUCACACCGGCCAACACUGACCUGGCCAACUCCGACGCCCUCAAGCUUGCCAAAGACGUGGACCCUCAGGGUCUAAGGACGAUCGGCGUGAUUACGAAGCUGGACCUGAUGGACGAGGGAACUGAUGCUCAAGAUGUUCUGGAGAACAAGCUGCUCCCGCUGCGCAGGGGUUAUAUCGGAGUGGUGAACCGCAGUCAGAAGGAUAUUGAAGGAAAGAAGGACAUCAAAGCUGCUUUGGCCGCAGAAAGAAAGUUCUUCCUGACCCAUCCCAGCUACAGGCAUCUGGCUGACAGCAUGGGCACACCCCACCUGCAGAAAACCCUCAAUCAGCAACUGACCAAUCACAUCCGGGACACACUGCCUGCAUUUCGGAGCAAGCUGCAGUCUCAGGUCCUCGCCCUGGACAAGGAGGCGGAGGAAUACCGUCACUUCCGGCCGGACGACCCGUCCCGCAAGACUAAGGCCCUCCUGCAGAUGGUGCAGCAGUUUGCGGUGGACUUUGAGAAACGGAUUGAGGGAUCUGGUGAUCAGGUGGACACUGUUGAGCUAUCAGGAGGAGCCAAAAUCAACCGCAUUUUCCACGAACGCUUCCCUUUUGAGCUGGUUAAGAUGGAGUGUGAUGACAAAGAAAUGCGCCGGGAGAUCAGCUAUGCCAUCAAAAACAUACACGGCAUCAGGACAGGUCUGUUUACCCCUGACAUGGCCUUCGAGGCCAUUGUAAAGAAGCAGAUUGUGAAACUGAAGGAGCCCUGCAUUAAGUGCAUUGACUUGGUCAUUCAGGAGCUCAUCAACACGGUCCGCCAGUGUGCCAAUAAGUUGGGUACAUUCCCCAUGCUGAGGGAGGAGACUGAGCGAAUUGUCACCUCCCACAUUCGAGAGCGGGAGAGUCGGGCGAAAGAGCAGGUUCUGCUGCUGAUUGAUGUCCAGCUGGCGUACAUCAACACCAACCAUGAGGAUUUCAUUGGCUUUGCCAAUGCCCAACAGCGGAGCAGCCAAGCAAACAAGACAAGUUCUGCAGGAAACCAAGUUAUUCGCAAGGGCUGGUUGACCAUCAACAACAUCAGCAUAAUGAAAGGUGGAGCCAAGGAGUACUGGUUCGUGCUGACGGCAGAAAGUUUGUCCUGGUUCAAGGAUGACGAGGAGAAGGAGAAGAAGUACAUGCUGCCUUUGGACAACCUGAAGGUCAGGGAUGUGGAGAAGGGCUUCAUGUCCAGCAAGCACAUGUUUGCCAUUUUCAACACAGAGCAACGGAAUGUCUUCAAGGACAAUCGCUUCCUGGAACUGGCGUGCAACACCCAGGAGGAGGUGGACAGCUGGAGAGCUUCUCUGCUAAGAGCUGGCGUGUACCCCGAGAAAUCUUCGGUGGAGAGUGAGAGUUCUGGCGCCUCUGAGAAUUUCUCUAUGGACCCCCAGUUGGAGAGGAAGGUGGAGACCAUUCGUAACCUGGUGGAGUCCUACAUGGCCAUUGUCAACAAGUGCAUCCGCGACCUGAUGCCCAAGACCAUCAUGCACCUGAUGAUCAUUAAUGUGAAGGACUUCAUCAACGCUGAGCUGCUGGCGCAGCUAUACUCCGCCGGCGACCAGAACGCGCUGAUGGAUGAGUCCCAGGAGCAGGUGCAGCGCCGCGAAGAAGUGCUGCGUACACACCACGCCCUGAAGGAGGCGCUAGCCAUCAUUGGGGACAUCUCCACCUCCACCAUCACCACUCCUCUGCCCCCGCCCGUGGACAGCUCCUGGCUGCAGACUGGCCAGGGGGGCGGGCGCAGGUCUCCUCCGCCCAGCCCCACUGCUCCACGCCGGAUGUCUGCAGGGCAGAGGCCUGCUGGUCGAGGGGCCCCUCCGCCUCCAUCACGCCCGGGGCCUCUGGGACCCUUCAACAGCAGCGGCGACAGCCCCCAGGUGCCCAACCGCCCCAACCGGGCUCCCCCUAGUGUUCCCAGGCACCCUCUUCAACAUGGCCAUUGCUCGGAGCAGGACAAACCCAGACCACAGAACAAGACAACACCGGACAUCACUAAGCAGCAGGAAGAGGCCAAGCAGGACAGCAGGGAUGACGAGACGGUCUCCUUGGAGCUACCUGCCCUUCAUACUAGUGUACACAGCUCACAGAUGGACAUGGGUCCAGUAGAGGAGCAACAAGCUCUGGAAAAUGGACUGCAAGAGAAAGGUGAAAAGGUGGAGAGGACCACAGCAGAGGUGGAGUUGACUCCAGAGACAGGGGUUCCUGAGCCUGACCCAGACCAGGCUGUUCCAGAGUCUUCCAUUCCCCAAGAGCAGAACAUCCGAUCUCGGAUCACAGACCUCCCAUUUGUCCCUGAUGUGCCUGGAACUGCUAGCCAGUCCUCACCUGUCUCUGACAUCCUGUCCUCCGGGGCCACUGCCUUAUCUGGGCUGGUCCCCUGUGGUGAUGCUGAUGACUCCUGCACCUCUGCUUCCAUCAACACUGUUUCUUCCACGGCUGCCUGUGAUGCAGCCGAAAGCCCUCCAUAUGACACAAUCCUCGCCAGUGGUCUUCCCAUGGUUUUGGAGAAUGUCAGCACUCCUGGAGCAGAGAAGGGUACGAAGGGCAUUUUAGACCGAGCAAACCAAGGAACCAAUGCUUCCAGCAGGUUGGAAGUACAGGAUGUUCACACCACUAUGGAAUCAGAUCCGUCUGUUCCCAGCAAAGACCCGGAAGACAUUCCUACUUUUGAUGAGUGGAAGAAGAUAAUGAUGGAGGUAGAGAAUGAAAAAAGUCAAACUACACACACUUCCUGUAAUGGUGGUUCCAGCACUGUUAAGAAAGUACAGAAGACUACAAACUAUGCCUCUGUGGAAUGUGGAGCCAAAAUCCUGUGUUCUAAUCCUGAGGCAAAGAGCACCUCGGCCAUCCUAAUGGAGAACAUGGAUAUGUAUAUGUUGAACCCCUGCAGCAAUAAGAUAUGGUUUGUCAUUGAACUCUGUCAGCCCAUUCAGGUGAAACAGCUGGACAUUGCCAAUUUUGAGCUCUUCUCCUCGACUCCCAAAGACUUCCUGGUCUCAAUCAGUGACAGAUAUCCAACCAGCAAAUGGGCCAAGCUUGGGACGUUUCAUGCCCGUGAUGAGCGCACAGUUCAGAGCUUUCCCCUGGAUGAGCACCUAUAUGCAAAAUACGUCAAGAUGUUCACCAAGUACAUUAAGGUGGAGCUGCUAUCACACUUCGGGUCAGAGCACUUCUGUCCCCUCAGCCUCAUCAGGGUUUUUGGCACAAGUAUGAUGGAGGAGUAUGAACUUAACUCAGAGCCAUCGGAGAGACUCCCUUUCCAGGAUGACGACUAUGAUGACCCACCUAGAUAUGCACAUUCAGAUGACAAAACUUCAAAAAAUCUAAUCGGGUCUGCCAAAGAUGCUAUUCUAAAUAUGGUGAACAACAUUGCUUCCAAUGUAUUGGGUGGAAAUCCAGAAGAUGGGAUUGGAGGCAAUUAUUCCUCUCUAGAUCUAAAUUUGACAGAAACAUCAGGAACACCGGCAACCCCUACCACCCCCUCUGAUAUUAUGCUAGAGAUGCUGAAGACAGACCAGCAUAAUUUUAAUGAAAUCACAGAGACACUUCCUAUCAUAGAAGACAGAGGAGGUGAGGCCUCGCUCCCAGAGACUCCCUCAGCAGUGCUGCCAGCUGUAGGGUCCCUUGUCCCGGAGUCCCCUGACCAACAGCAGAUUGUCACUUUGCUGCCCAAAGAGGAAGGGGAGGAAUCAGAGGCCUCAGACCAAUCAGAACAGCCCCCUGGCUCCGUGACACAAGAGGAGGAGGAGCAGAGAGUGAAGGCAGAACGGGAUCGGCAGUACUCAGGAGUAUGGGAGAGUGUGAGGUGCCAUGAACUGACUCCUCACCGCUGUUCUUAUGUCCUUUCUCUUCAAGAGCACCUUCUGCAGCAGUGCUUCCCACUGCUGCCUUUCGAGAGGAAAAAGGAGAUGAGGAAGAAUGGACAGCAGUCACAAUCUCAACCCAGCAUGGAUCGGCAGGAAACGCACACACCAGUUCCAGUUGUGGUUUCAUCAUCUAUAACGCAGGAGCUCCACACGGUGGAGGCUUCUUCCCUUCCGGAAGCUUCCACCUCACAGGUAGUGGUUCCACAUUUCCCUGAGAGUGAAAGCAAGCCUGAAGUGGGACUUGUGGAUCUUGCACCGAGUCUAACCUCGACCCUGCUGGAGCCUGCGUCCGCCCACACUUUUGCCUCCAGAGCCACCCAAGCUGUAGACUUCCUAGCCCCUUCAGCCACGGAGCUUUCUGACCAGCAGCUCCCACCACAGGUGCAGAGCAGAGAGAAACCAAGAAAGCUCAAAAACACCUCCGUCCUUACCUCCCACUUAGUAUCAACAUCCGCUCCAGUUUUAGCCACCAGAAUGGAUGAAGCAGGUCAUGACCCCAAGCCCCAGUCUGCACCGGAGAAAUCAAGUGCUGAAAAAGACACCUUAAGAGUGAGUGUGAUGACCGACACCAUGGACCAGGCACCCUUCAGCCCUGUCUCCACCCCCUCAGGUCAGUCCUCUCAACCAGCUAUGACCAGGACUGCAGCUGCCGCUGGGACAUUUACUCCUAUGCCCAUAACAGCACCCGUGGAUGGGAUGGCGGUUGGAGCUGAGCCCAGAGGUGAGGAGCUCCUGGAGGACAUGACUCUCGGGGGCCAUGCUGCAAAUGGUCAGCCAAGCCAGCCAUCCCCCACUGAGUUCUAUGCUGAAAUGCUCAGCACUACGGACGCGCCAGUCCCUGGCUCCAACCAGAAGGAGUCUGUCUUCAUGAGACUCAACAACCGCAUCAAGGCCCUGGAGAUGAACAUGUCUCUCAGUGGCCGAUACCUAGAACAGCUCAGUCAGAGGUAUCGAAGGCAGAUGGAGGAGAUGCAGAAGGCUUUCAACAAAACCAUUAUUAAACUCCAGAACACGUCAAGGAUGGCAGAAGAACAGGACCAGAAACAGACCGAGUCUAUCCAGGUCCUGCAGGGGCAGCUGGAGAACGUGACUCAGCUUCUUCUGAAUCUGUCUGCGCGAGUGAGCCAGCUACAGACAGAGGUCUCUGAUAGACACAGCUACCUGCUGCUCUGUCUCAUCCUCUGCUUGCUGCUCGGCCUGGUGGUCUGCACCAAUUUCUGUUGCGUGUCAACUGAGAGGCCAUCGACAGAGCAUGAUGUGUCCCUGACACAGACCUACAGCUACUGCUGCCCUGAGCGAGCUUCCCCUGGUUAUGAAGAUGUGAGUCCAAAGAGGAGGGCAUCCUUUCCCCUUACACAGUCAUCAGGGCAGAUUCUACCUACUGAAGGUCCACAUGAAGCUUGCAAUGUAGUAACUGGAAAUAAAAAGAAGAAACGUUGUAAAAUGAAAUCCAGAGGGAUACCAGAGACGAUAACUCCCACUCUCCUCUCUGUCCCCAAUGGGGCACUGCCAUGUAAUGGCUGCCCUCCCCAAGGCUUGGACUUAAAACCGUCCUCGGCUUGUGUCCUGGGCCCCCUUCCCUUCUCCCUCGGGGACCCUCCAUCUGAGGGCAGCUCCGAAGCCUCGUCCCAGUCGGACGAGCCUUCCUUCUGCGGCAUCACUCCGUGCAGCCGCCUGUGCGAUGGUCUCCCGCCCCUGAAGAGCCACUCAGAGCAGAGGUCCUAUAAGCGACGGCGCUCCAAGACCGGAGGCCCCGUUGCCGAGCAACUACUCCAGUCGGUACAAUGUAACGGCCCGCCGGUAGGGCCUGGACCCUCACUCGAUGGCUUUAACAGGGCAAGAACGGAAUGGAGUGCAGGCAGGGUUGGAAAAUCUGACCUCUCCAGGCUGUCUUGAGAAAACCGUCUGGACUGAAACUUCCUAACACUGCUGUUCUAUGUAGCGACCACUGAUUGGUGGCUAGUAGCUUCAUAGCCUAUUUUUGGAUGUGAUAGCAAUCUGGAGUCUAGCAAUUCUUAUGGGUUUAAGUGCCACUAUAAUGUUGCAUUUAUCCUGUGGAUGUGUGAACACUGACCAUGAUUGUGGGAAGCCAGGACAAGGUCGUGGGCUUCGAGAAAAUAAUCUGCUCUCAUACUGGAGUUCAGUUGAAGCUGAAAGCGUGGCUGGAUGAUGAUUAACAAUCGUCUCCAUGCACUGCAUCUUUUAUCAUAAAAUCAUAACUCACUGGUUUUUAUCUGGCAGGGACUGGAGUAAUGUGCUUUACUCAGUGAUAUUUGGACAAAAGUUGUUUGAGCAGUUUUGAUAAAAUAAAAAAAUCAUAUCCUGAGCUUUAA